AAAGGAAGACAGGCGGACCCCGCAGUCAGCACAGUGUGAAGCACACCUGUCGGAGAACUGCGGAUGAACCGGGAGUUUGGAUACGGACCAAAAGCGUUUUCCUUUAGUGUCAACGGGAGCAGCUCUGAAGGUGACUUGCGAGGAUCCUGCAUGAAGAUGGAGUUUGAUAACAUAAAGUCGUCGGCUGCUCUCAUUUAUGACGAGUUCAUCCAAAAUGCAGACUCACGGACAGAAAAUUGGUUCCUUAUGUCGUCCCCUCUCCCACAAACUAUCAUCAUCGCAGCAUACAUUUACUUUGUCACUUCGUUGGGGCCUCGGAUAAUGGAGAACCGCAAAGGAUUUGACCUCAAAGGAGUUCUCAUAGUUUACAACUUCGCCGUGGUGGCACUGUCACUCUACAUGUGCUAUGAAUUUGUGAUGUCAGGAUGGGGAACGGGAUACUCAUUUCACUGUGACCUGGUCAACUACUCUGAUUCACCACAGGCUGUAAGGAUGGCAGCAACAUGCUGGCUUUACUACUUCUCAAAGUUCAUUGAGAUGUUGGACACGGUCUUCUUUGUGCUGAGGAAGAAGAAUAGCCAGGUGACAUUUCUUCAUGUCUACCAUCACUCAAUCAUGCCUUUCACAUGGUGGUUUGGAGUUCGGUUUGCAGCAGGUGGCAUGGGGACCUUCCACGCCCUGCUUAAUUGUGUCGUCCAUGUUAUCAUGUACACAUACUACGGCCUGACUGCCAUGGGUCCCAGAUACCAGAAGUUCCUGUGGUGGAAGAAAUACCUCACCACCAUUCAGCUGAUUCAGUUUGUCACGGUGACCAGCCACAUCUCCCAGUAUUUCUUCAUGAAGGACUGCCCAUACCAAUUCCCUGUCUUCAUUUACAUCAUUGGCCUGUAUGGCCUGAUUUUCCUGUUCCUCUUCCUCAACUUCUGGUACCACGCCUACACCAAGGGCAAGAGGCUGCCUAAAGUGCUGCAGGCUCAGACAUGGACACAUCAUACCAACGGAGUUAUGAAUGGAAACGCCAAUCAUGAAAAAGAUGCAUGACGCAAGACUCUACUCAUCAGGGGGUUUCGGGGUUGACCUCAUUUACGUAAGCAAACCACUGCGGUCAGAGAUUCAACCCCACUUUGUUUGGACUGUUUUUUGUUUUGUUUUUUGACUACUUUUCUACAGCUGCAACAGACAAUCUUUAAAUUAUGACCAAAGCUUUAUGUAUGAGGUUUAUUGACCCAAGCUGACGGGGUUGUUUUUUUUUGUUUUGUUUUGUUUUUUCGUAUUUUAUGUUUACACUGAAGGUAAAGCCCAAGUUCUGUUAUGGAAGUUUAUACAUAUCCCUCCUUACUCUGCUUUUUUCUCCUUUUUUUUUUUUUUUUGUCAGAAAUCAUCCCCAUUAUACACUGACUGUAGGGCUUCACCUAUGUUAAUACUGUAGGACCCUUUUGUUAUACAGUCAUACUGGGCCUUUUUUUUAGAAAAAAAUUCUGACUUGAUCUUACUUCUCAGAAUACUUUUACGAAAUCCAGCUUAGCUGUUUUAAGUUGCGCACUGAAAACUUAAGGUUUGUUUAUUUCACUUGACCUAUAAUGACAUUGACUGUUCUGAGUCGAUGUUUAGGCUACACAUUAAAUGGUUACAUGCAUGCAGUACAGGUUGUACAUGCAUGCCCACUCUAUGGCUUGAGUCACAACCACUACUGAUGGUACAAAAAGAGCCACCUUCAUACAGUGGUGUCUUCAUAAUUGCCCAAUGAAGUGUUGGUGUGACAGAGAUGCCAGAGAGGAACACUGAUGGAACACUGACAGCCCACUGUGGUUCUUGUAGGAUCCAGAACAGAGCUAGAGUUUUACUACUUCCUUAUAUUGCAAACUAACACUGUUUUUAUGGGACUGCACUGAUUUCACUAUUUAGCCCAAAAAAACCCA
Messenger RNA from Larimichthys crocea (large yellow croaker), 1919 nucleotides. It is a transcript of the gene elovl7a, whose product is annotated as ELOVL fatty acid elongase 7a. Gene Ontology annotation, biological process: sphingolipid biosynthetic process; fatty acid elongation, monounsaturated fatty acid; fatty acid elongation, polyunsaturated fatty acid. Gene Ontology annotation, molecular function: fatty acid elongase activity. Gene Ontology annotation, cellular component: endoplasmic reticulum membrane; endoplasmic reticulum. Bases 64 to 1041 code for a protein of 325 amino acids. The transcript has 8 exons. The record is from RefSeq and is a predicted model, not a curated record. Lineage: Eukaryota; Metazoa; Chordata; Actinopteri; Sciaenidae.